CACACACAUCAGCAGUCGCUUUCACUGUCCGUCGCCAGCGUGUGCAUGUGAACGGUUUCUUCCACAUUUUCACCAGGGAUUUACAUCCACACGGACCCGCUGCAUCAAAAUGUGUGGCUGACGAACACAAUUCAGGAUAACCGUGGCCUAAAUCCCCAAAUUUGUCCUCCCGUGAGUGUCCAAACUGAGGAUUGGCUCCGGCCAGCGCUGCCACCAUGUCGGGGAAAAUAGAAAGCAAGCACGAAUCCCAGAAGUCUCACCUGUCGUCCUUCACGAUGAAACUGAUGAAAUUUCAUUCCCCGAAGAUUAAACGAACCCCAUCCAAGAAAGGCAAACAACUCCAGCCUGAACCUGCAGUGAAAACGCCAGAGAAGCCAAUCAACAAGAAGGUGAGUCGACUGGAGGAACAGGAGAAGGAUGUGGUCAGCGCUCUGCGAUACUUCAAGACAAUUGUGGACAAGAUGAACGUUGACACGAAAGUUCUCCAGAUGCUUCCUGGUUCAGCUAGUAAAGUUUUAGAGGCUAUUUUGCCUCUGAUGCAGGUCGAGGCUCGGAUACAGCACAGCUCUGCGAUGUCCUCCUGUCACAACCGUGUUUAUCAGAGUUUGGCGACUCUGAUUCGCUGGUCCGACCAGGUGAUGCUGGAGGGCAUCGACCUCGACGACAAGGACACUGUGACGACUGUUACCACGGUGAUCAAAGCUGUGCUGGAUGGUGUGAAGGAGCUGGUGAAACUCACUAUAGAGAAACAUGAGCAACCAUCCCCGACGUCCCCCAGCAAACCAGCGCCUCCUGUGGCCAAAAUAGAGAGUGUGUGUGAAAAUCCUCUAACCGAAAGAGAGAAGGCCAUCUUGAGUAAGACCACGCCCAUUGUCACGCCCACUGACAGCUUGACUGACAUGUCAGAGGAGGAGGCUCCGCCCAAACCUCCUCUACCAGGACCCAAACUAGCAGAGCACAGGAACAGGAUGCAGUUGUGCUCUGAUCCUGUUGCCGGGCAGCGGAGGGCCACGAUGAUGGAAACUCCACCGGCUCUGCCUCCGAAGAAGCGCCAGUCGGCCCCGUCACCCACUCGUGUGGCAGUGGUGGCCCCGAUGAGCCGGGGUCCGUGUAGUCUCAGCCUGCCUCCUGGAGCCCUCAGACAGCAGCAGGAGUUUGAUGUGGAUCUCCUCCAGAGGCGUUUCUCUGGCGGCAGUCAGUCGUAUGAUGGAGAGUCUCCUCGUCUUUCUCCCUGUAACAGCAUGGGAAAACUCAGCAAAUCUGAUGAGCAGCUUUCGUCUCUGGAGCGAGACAGCGGACAGUGCUCUCGCAACACCAGCUGUGAAACACUCGAAGGAUACGAUCCAGAUUAUGACUUCUUAAAUCAGGAUCUGUCCGUCUCUGAACCGCUGCCGUUUCCCACCAACACCGGCGGCAGUCUGAGCCCUCUCCCAGAGUGCAACACUGAGUCUCAGUCUCUAAGCCCCGCCCACAUCCCUGCCCGCCCACGCUUCAGCGCUCCAGUAACCAAUCAGGCAUCCCUAGACUACUGGAAUCCAUCCCUCACACCUGGACAGGCCAAUAUUGUGCUUCCUCCUGCUCUCCCACAGAAGAAGCGCCGCUCUGCACCAAUCAUAUCGGCGUAUCCUCUGUACGAGCGCCUCCCGUCACACUACGAUAACCUAUCAGAGGAGGAGCAGCCCACGCCGCCAUUUCCAUUGGUUACGCCGGGGUCGCCGCAGGUCAACGGAGACGGUGUUUUACAAUAUACAGACGCUGACAGUCCACCACCGCUGCCGGAGAAAAAGGGCAAACAGAUCCUGCAGUACAUGCAGUUUGUGGAGGAUUACUCCGAGCCGCAGCCGUCCGUCUUCUACCAGCUGCCUCAGAGCGAGAGUAUUUACGAGCAGCGCAGGAACAAGCGCUUUCAGGAGGUUUACGGCCUCAACGACUCAUACAGCAGCUCCGACUCCAUUCCCGCUUCAGCUGCAGAUCCGCACGAGCGCGUCCCGCCGCCUGCGCUGCCUCCCAAACUCCGACAACUGGCCUCCUGCACUACUACUACUACUUCUCCCCCUCCUUCAUUCUCUUCUUCUUCUUUUUCAACUCUCCCUCCUCCUGCUGGCCUUCCGGAGGAGGCGGAGCCUGCUCUUGGUCUCAGCCUAUCAGUGUCUAGCUCCUUCCUCUGUGGCCACGCCUCUUUGACCACUCCUUUGAGUUCGGAGCCGGUUGGCUUGACCAAUAGCGGCAAAGCUCUGGAUGGUGGAGGUGUCUCAAACGGGUCCUUGACCAGCUCUCUGCUCUCUCUGGCUGUUUGUCUUCCUUCUGAGUCGUCUCUCUCUGACUCGCUUCUUACCUCAGCGAGUGAAAGCAUUGAUGAAAGUGGUGAAGGAGAAUAUGUGAACCUGUACUCGUCCACACAGGCCAAUGGAGAAAACACACACCGCACUGAAUCUUUAUCAUGUGACGAUGUGCUUCAAGACCACGCCCCUCACAUUCCCUCGUCCAAUAGCAAGGAGGCUCUGUCUAAGGAGAGGCCGAAGGAAGCCAGUCACGGUCACAUUGAUGAUGUGGAUGAAUUAUCCCUUAUUGAUCAUAAUGACAUCAUGAACCGCAUCACACUCAAAGCAGAGAAUGAUGAUGGUCCUGAUGUGAGAGCUGGAUCUGUAGACAUACUGUUAGUUCACGCUACAGAAACGGACCGCAAAGAUUUGGUGCUGUACUGCGAGGCGUUUCUCACAACCUACAGAACGUUCAUAACACCCGAAGACCUCAUCAAAAAGCUCCACCACAGAUAUACCCGCUUCUGCCACAGUCCAGACACCUUCAAGAAGCGCGUCAGUAAAAACACAUUCUUUGUCCUGGUGAGAGUCGUGGAUGAACUCUGUCUGGUGGAGUUGACCGAGGACAUCCUGCGUCAGUUGAUGGAUCUGGUGUUCCGGCUGGUCUGUAAUGGUGAACUGAGUCUGGCGAGAGUCCUGCGGAAAAACAUCCUGGAUAAAGUGGAGCAGAAGAGACUCCUGCAGCAUAUGCACACACUCAGACCUCUGGCGGCACUCGGCGUCUCUGCCAGGCCAGGAACACUACAUGAUUUCCGCAGUCAUGAGAUCGCCGAUCAGCUGACGUUGCUGGACGCAGAGCUCUUUUACAAGAUUGAGAUUCCCGAGGUCCUGCUUUGGGCAAAGGAGCAGAACGAAGAGAAAAGUCCAAAUCUGACGCAGUUUACAGAGCACUUUAACAACAUGAGCUACUGGGUGCGCUCUAUAAUCAUCCAGCAAGAGAAAGCUCAGGACAGAGAGAAACUGCUGCUCAAAUUCAUCAAAAUCAUGAAGCACUUGCGUAAGCUGAAUAACUUCAACUCUUACCUGGCGAUUCUCUCGGCUCUGGACUCUGCACCAAUCAGACGGCUGGAGUGGCAGAAACAGACAUCUGAGGGUUUGGAGGAAUACUGUACUCUCAUCGACAGCUCCUCUUCAUUCAGAGCCUACAGAGCAGCGCUGGCGGAAGUCGAGCCUCCGUGCAUACCUUACCUUGGUUUGAUCCUGCAGGACCUGACGUUUGUUCAUCUGGGAAACCCGGAUUUUAUCGAGGGAAAAGUGAAUUUCUCCAAGCGCUGGCAGCAGUUCAACAUUCUGGACAGCAUGAGACGCUUCCAGCAAGUACACUACGACCUGAAGCGAAACGACGACAUCGUCUCGUUCUUCAACGACUUCAGCGAUCACCUGGCGGAGGAGGCAUUAUGGGAACUCUCGCUCAAGAUCAAACCCCGAAACAUCUCACGGCGCAGGACAGAGCGAGAAGAGAAGACCUAGAACCCCAAUCUAGACCAUUCACGGUGAGACCCGAACCUCCUGCAGAACCUUGGGAGCCCACACAAAGCCGUUUUCAGUUCUUUACACGAUCCUGAAGGCGAUUUUGCACCCGUAAACCAAGACAUUGGCAGUAUUUCCCCCGCAGAGCGAUGACUUUAAACUCAAAAGCGGGAUUUAUUCAGUAUAAACGUACAGAUAUAGACUCACGGAGGACCCGAACGCUGUGAUAUAAAGCUAAAUCUUUCUCUGUUUGCGCGUGUGUGCAUAAAGACACUCUGAGAGGAUUUAUUUGAUAUUAAAACACUGUGCCUGAUGUUUAUGUGUCCGCUCGGACGUAACUUUUGGCCUUGCGAAGGUCAUUAAACCUACGAUUCGCCCAUUUAAUACUGUGCAAAGCGUAUGAUUGGGAAACGGGCGGACAUUUGUGCAAUCUAUCGUUUUAUAAGGAAUAUUCAAUGAUCGGUUGAAAAAGAGUGCGUUUUGACUGAUUUAUGGACUAUAUGGGAUAUAUUGAUUCAAAAGUCUAAGAACGAACCAGAUGUUUGGACUCAUUUGGGUGUUUUUUUCGUGUCAUUUUGCUAUUUUGUGCGCAACCCUUAUUGUAAUUGUUUACUCGUCGCAAUGCUUACAGCCCCUCCAUCCAGAGCUGUCAAAAACAUGCUAUUUUUUAAUAAAAAGACAGAUGUGUUUUAUAUGUGCAA
Molecule: messenger RNA, 4492 nt
Organism: Danio aesculapii
Lineage: Eukaryota; Metazoa; Chordata; Actinopteri; Cypriniformes; Danionidae
Gene: rapgef1b
Product: Rap guanine nucleotide exchange factor (GEF) 1b
Exons: 27
Coding region: 216-3791 (1191 amino acids)
Biological process (GO): Ras protein signal transduction; positive regulation of GTPase activity
Cellular component (GO): plasma membrane
Molecular function (GO): guanyl-nucleotide exchange factor activity
Source: RefSeq, a predicted model, not a curated record